AUGAAAGAAUCUGAUUUCCGCCCUGAAUACCAUUCGAUAUCCUGCGAAUUACGUGCUCUGGCGAUGAUGGUUCACAAUGGGAUUAGAAAUGGGGAGUCAAUUAAUGGUGGGAUUGAGUAUUCUGGUAGAAGAGAUAAGAAGCUGAAGAGAAAGAAAGGAGACACAAAAGAUGAUGUGAAGACUCCUUAUAAUCUUGGAGUUAUUGUUGAGUCUUUGAAAAGGAGGGAUACAAAGAAGCUUGAGAGCCUGAGGAAAUUCGUGUCUGUUGCUUACUAUGUGGAGAGGAAUGAGAAUCCAAGGUACAUGUUGAGGAGCAUAAGUAAAGAGAACAAUAAGCCUCAUUUGCUUGUUUACAAUUAUGAGAGCAUGUGCUUGCAAGUGAAAAGAAACUCACUUCUUGGAUGGUUAAGAAAAUUUAAAUUUUAG
Molecule: messenger RNA, 426 nt
Organism: Dovyalis caffra
Lineage: Eukaryota; Viridiplantae; Streptophyta; Magnoliopsida; Malpighiales; Salicaceae
Source: the annotation of a GenBank genome assembly